UUGAUUUCGGAGGAACUCACAGUCAGUUUCUCAUCUCUGACUCGCUUGCUGCUGAGGAUGGAUGCUCGGAUCCUCAUGCUGCACGUCCUGACGCUCUGCUGUCUCAUCCAUGCCUCUCUGCAGGGGAUGUAUCAGCGGCGCCUUUACAAGGAGCUGAUGAAGAACUACAACCCGUUAGAACGACCAGUCAACAAUGACUCCCACAGCCUCACAGUCCAGUUCAGCUUCAGCCUGCUGCAGAUCAUGGACGUGGAUGAGAAGAAUCAAGUACUUACCACUAACAUCUGGCUCCAGUUGUAUUGGACAGAUUUCUACCUACAGUGGAACACAUCUGACUAUCCAGGUGUAACCAAUGUGCGGUUCCCUGACAGUCAGAUCUGGAGGCCUGACAUCCUGCUUUACAACAGUGCUGAUGAAAGGUUCGAUGCCUCAUUCCAUACCAACAUCCUUGUUAACGCCACUGGCUACUGCCAGUACCUGCCACCAGGAAUAUUCAAGAGCACCUGCUAUAUUGACGUCCGCUGGUUUCCAUUUGAUGUGCAGCGCUGUGAUCUGAAGUUUGGCUCGUGGACAUACGGAGGAUGGUCGCUGGAUCUGCAAAUGAUUGAGGCUGAUGUCACAGGAUACAUUGCCAAUGGAGAAUGGGACCUCGUGGAGGUUCCUGGAAGAAGGAAUGAGCGCUUCUACGACUGCUGUAAGGAGCCGUACCCUGACGUGACCUUCACUGUGGUGAUGCGGAGGAGGACACUCUACUACGGACUCAACCUCCUGAUUCCCUGUGUCCUCAUCUCCACCCUUGCUCUCCUUGUCUUCCUGUUGCCCGCUGACUCCGGAGAAAAGAUCUCCCUGGGCAUUACAGUGUUGCUCUCUCUGACAGUCUUCAUGCUGCUGGUAGCUGAGAUUAUGCCUGCGACCUCAGACUCUGUUCCUCUUAUAGCACAGUACUUUGCUACCACCAUGGUGAUUGUGGGUCUGUCGGUCAUUGCUACAGUUCUGGUUCUGCAGUAUCAUCACCACGACCCUGACGGAGGAAACAUGCCACAAUGGAUCCGUGUGAUUCUGUUGAACUGGUGCGCCUGGUUCCUGCGGAUGCGGUGUCCUGGCAAAGCAAAGGUUCAUUUGGCGUGUCACAAUGCCUCCAAACAUCAGCGUGGCAGCCUGUCCAGCCUGGAGCUCAGUGUCAGUCAGGGUUCGCUGCGUCAUCACCCACAGGUAACCAGCGGAAACCUCCUCUACGUCGGCUUCCGGGGCGUGGAGGGACUGCACUAUGGCUCUCCUUCUGAACCAGAGCUCCUUUGCUCACGGCUCUUGGGAGGCGGCGUUGGCAGCGAAGAGGACAUGGUGAGAACGGGAGGCGGAGCUGGAGGAAGAGUAGGGGGGGCGGCUGGGGGCUCAACACUUGAGGCAGAGUUGAGCCAGAUCCUUGAGGAGGUGAGAUACAUUGCAAGGCGUUUCCGGAACCAGGAUGAGGAGGAGACGGUCUGCAGCGAGUGGAAGUUUGCGGCAGCAGUGAUUGACCGGCUCUGUCUGGUGGCAUUCUCCCUCUUCACUAUCCUCUGCACCAUCGGCAUCCUGAUGUCCGCUCCCAACUUUGUAGAGGCCAUUUCAAAAGACUUCUUUAGCUGAGCGUAAAGAGAAGAAGUGACUGGUGACCGAUGCACAUGCUGUCUAUAUAUUUUUGUUAUUGUCAAGAAGUCUCCCCGUUAUAGUCAACAAUGAUUCUGUUCCUAAUCUCUCUGAGGCUCUUGACACACAAGUACAGUAGUUUAAGUAAGUUUUAGUCUGAGUCAUAAUGGAUUCCAAUGACCAUGUGUUGAUAGCUGGUUAAGCUAUUAAUCUCUGGAUCCAUUCAGACCUUGCAUUAACAUCCAUCCUGGGCAAUCCAAUUGCAAGUGGCAAGCACAGGGGUCAAUGCAACCAGGAUGCAUUGUGCUUGCAUUUGACUGAUCUGAUCUGAUCAGAUCUGGGCCCUGGGGUAUUUUGCCACAUUCAUUCAGAAAAAAACACAAAAUCACUAUCAUAAAUGAUCACCAGAAAAGGUAAAAGCACUGUGACGGAUGUCGGUUAUUAGCAAUGAUGAGCCUAAUAAGGAUAAUGAGCCUUAUAAAAUAUUUUGUAAUUAUAGCAGUUAAUUACCUAAAUGGUAAGUACAUCUAAACAAGAAUUAACGAGAGUAUACUGAGUGUGGUGUAACUAUUUAUCAUGUUGAUGUAUCAGAAGUCUCUCUUACGCCCGUUCCCACAGUCACCAGUGUCUAUAUUUAACUUCUUUACCAGACUACAGUGCAUGUUGAAACAUCCAGGAUUUAGUUAGAAUCAGAGCUUUGUGCAAGUCUUGAAAUAACUAACGUCAUUACACAGAUAAUGAAUAAUAACUAACUAACAAAACUAAGCUCAGUUCUCAAGUGUUGGCUGGGGCACUGGUACUUAAAGGCUAGCUACUUGUCAUUGGAUUGUUAGGUGUUAAUGUGAGAUCUGAACAGGUGCUUAUGUCACAUACACGGCCACAAAGUUCCAGACCAUGUACCUUUUGCAGUGAUUCAGUUAUGUUAGGCUAGCUAUUGUUCUCCGUGAUGAAGACUUUCUUAUUCUUUAAACACAGCCAAAAAGGCAGACAUACAAACAGGGGUUCAAAUUUAAAUCUGGUCCGAAGAAUCUUGAUCUGUUCCAAACAAUCUAUGGUAUUGCACCCAAUCAACAAACACUUGUUUUUGUGACUGUAGAGCUCUGUGAAUUUAAAAGCUGAACCACUAAAACAUCAGCUGUUUGUGACCUAUUCUGUGGACUAAUAGGUACUCACGUAUACUUUUGCGUAUACUUACUGUAUGCCUCAGCAGUUUAAACUGUUGUCUGCUGUGUUUAUACUGUCUGUACUAGGUAUUGCUGUUUGUGAUGCCCUUCUGGGCUCUCUCUUUCUCUGGGCCUGCUCUCAUACCUACCUCCCUUUACUGCUUGUUUUGCUGCCCAUACAAUGAUACACAAUGCAGUUAAAUAAACUACUUUUUGUAUUCUAA
This is a messenger RNA of Mugil cephalus (flathead mullet), 3013 nucleotides long. Its product is annotated as neuronal acetylcholine receptor subunit alpha-7. Gene Ontology annotation, cellular component: postsynaptic membrane; synapse; neuron projection. The record is from RefSeq and is a predicted model, not a curated record. Gene Ontology annotation, biological process: monoatomic ion transmembrane transport; regulation of membrane potential; nervous system process. Gene Ontology annotation, molecular function: transmembrane signaling receptor activity; acetylcholine-gated monoatomic cation-selective channel activity. The transcript has 10 exons. The coding region runs from base 58 to 1626 and encodes 522 amino acids. NCBI's taxonomy places the organism in Eukaryota, Metazoa, Chordata, Actinopteri, Mugiliformes, Mugilidae.